UUUUAUCUUUCGUUGUUGUUUCCUUUCAAUUUCCUUUGAUGGACGUGGGAAAAAGGCUGGUCUUUCUCUGCUUUUUCCUCGCAUGUCUUAUUCUAAGAUUGUAUUUUGGAAAGUGGGGUUGAUUUAGCUUCUUGACAUGUGUGUGUGAAAUUGAAUUCUUGCUCGCAUCAUUUUUCAUUAACUGAAAAGUUACUUCAUUUGUUGGCUCUUUGUUUGUUUGUGUGAAUUUUAAUUGGUGGGGAAGUGUAUUGCUUUGGAUAGUAUCCGACAAAGGUGUAUUUGAAGCAAUGGAUGCUUCAUCGAGAGAUGAAGCACCUAUGCUGCCAGCUACAUAUUUACAGUCUGAUAAUGGCGGCUCCUCUACAAGAAGAGGGAUUUCUGGUAGGACGAGGAGUGUGUCAAUGUCUUUCGCUACGGAGUCUCCACAUCCAUCUGAAUACCAGCAAAAUCUAGUUGGCUUCACUGGCCCUUUGAGGGCUGUGAAGCAAAAUUCUCAAGUACAGAUGAGUGGUCCGUUAAAUCCUAACCGGAACAACGAGCUAGUCUUUAGGCCUCCUCAGACAGCUGCUGAGGCUGAGAAUCGGGCCAGGAAUGGAGAUGGGGACUACGUGGGGAAGAAUGAGCACCUCUGGAGGUCUGGGCAGCUCGGAAAGUGCAGUGACCCCUACUGCACAGCUUGCCCCAUGUUCUAUGAUGCUAAGGGGCAGCAGAAGCCGUCAAGGACAACAGCGAUGAUUGAUGCUAAGUAUCGCAAUAUGUUCUAUGGCGAUGCACAAAGUUGGGCAAAGAGAAUGCGUUCGCGUUUUCUUUCUUAUAUUCCUGGGGUUAUUAAUCCUCAUGCAAAACUCGUUCAGUGGUGGAACAAGUUCUUCGUUAUCUUUUGCAUUGUCGCGUCAUUUCUCGACCCAUUUUUCUUUUUCCUAUUGUUUAUGCGCAAGGAUUACAACUGCGUCGCAUUACUUAAGCCUAAGACACGAGAAUUUCUCAUCUUAAGGACCAUUACCGACUGCGUUUAUAUAAUGCAUAUCCUCCUUCAGUUCAGGCUAGCUUAUGUUGCUCCUGAAACAAGAGUUGCAGGGUCUGGCGAUUUAGUUGACGAUCCUAAGAAAAUUGCCUGGAAUUAUUUCACGACAUACUUUCCUGUUGAUCUAGUUGUUGUACUUCCCAUGCCACAGAUUAUUUUAAUAUUUUUCUUACCACACUCUGCCUCGUCACCUGGAAACGAAAUUAUAAAAUAUGUCCUUCCAUCGGCAAUUCUCGUUCAGUAUAUACCAAGGCUGAGCAGAUUCUUACCUUUGGUUGCUGGUUUUUCCCCAACUGGCUUCAUUUUUGAGUCAGCCUGGGCGAAUUUCCUCAUGAAUCUUCUCACGUACAUUUUGGCGAGCCAUGUGGUUGGCUCAUGCUGGUAUCUUCUUAGCAUACAGAGAGUCAAUAAGUGCCUUCAAGAUGUAUGUGACAGGAACAAAACCAGUAACUGUAUGAAAUACCUCAGCUGUAAUCAUAAUUAUGAGAAGAGGUUUGCAGACAUUCCGGACUGGAAUGACUGGAAAAAUAAUGAAAAUGCAAGUGCUUGUUUUACGAAAGACGGUUUUGACUUCGGGAUAUGUGAAGCUGCUGUCAAUCUGACCACCCACAAGGACAUUUUCGAUAGAUACUUGUAUUCACUCUUUUGGGGGUUCCAGCAAAUUAGUACGCUAGCUGGGAAUCAGGAGCCGAGCUACAUGCCUCUCGAAGUUGUUUUCACCAUGUUCAUAAUAGGGAUUGGUCUGCUGCUUUUCGCUCUUCUGAUUGGGAAUAUGCAGAACUUUCUGCAGGCACUUGGACGCAGGAGGUUAGAAAAGUCUUUAAGAGGCCGCGAUGUUGAACAAUGGAUGAGCCAUCGUCGCUUACCUAAACAUCUUCGAAGGCAAGUCCGAGCUGCAGAACGCUUCAACUGGGCAGCAACUAGGGGUGUAAACGAAGACUCGCUGAUAGAGAACUUGCCAGAGGACCUUCAACGAGAAAUUAGGCGCCAUCUCUUUAAGUUCGUCAAGAAAGUACGGAUUUUUCAACUUCUCGAUGAACCUGUCAUUGAUGCUAUACAAGAGAAGCUGAAGACAAGAUCCUACAUCAAAAACACUAAGAUACUAUAUCCGGGUGGUCUAGUUGAUAAAAUAGUAUUUAUAAUUCGUGGAAAGAUGAAAAGCACGGGAGAAGAUGGCAACGAUUCUAUCCUGUCUGAAGGCGAUGUUUGCGGAGAAGAACUACUUACCUGGUGCCUCGAACAUUCUUCCGUCAGUAAAGAUGGAACGAGUAUUAGACUUCCACGACACGGGCUGUUGAGCGACAGGCAGGUAACUUGCUUAACAAACGUCGAAGCCUUUGUAUUACGAGCUGCUGAUUUUGAAGAAGUGGCGGGUCUCUUCACAAGAUUUUUGAAGAUUCCACUCGUUCAGGGCGCCAUAAGGUAUGAAUCACCGCAUUGGCGUGGAAUUGCAGCUAGACGAAUCCAACUAGCAUGGAGACACAAAAGGAAGCAAACAAAUCGAGUUGAUUCAAGUCAAGUAGGUUCCUCAAGGUCACCGCACAACUUGUCAUAUCGGACUAGAAGCAAGCGUAAAUAUUAGACAUACUCUAGGUUCUACAAGAUAGAUUCAUGUUCUUGUAACGGAUUCUAGCCAAUUGAAAGGAGCUUCUGGCCGACCGAGAGUUGCACGAUCUGCUUGGCUCAUGGCUUUCUUAUCCUCUCGGCCUUGUUUGAUAGCACGUUUGAGUAUACUUUACUCGAUGAUCGAUCUGCUCUUCCACUCUGUAGGAGCCAUUUUGUGUAGGACAGUUUUGUAUGUUAGGACGUUCCAAAGUUUUUUUCUGUAUAAAGUAAGCAUGGAUCUAGAAGGGUUACAGAAACAAAUUUUAUGUUGAUUAUUUUUAUAUAGAUAUCUUUUUUAACUACUGGCAA
Messenger RNA from Salvia splendens (bonfire salvia), 2938 nucleotides. Its product is annotated as probable cyclic nucleotide-gated ion channel 20, chloroplastic. Lineage: Eukaryota; Viridiplantae; Streptophyta; Magnoliopsida; Lamiales; Lamiaceae. The coding region runs from base 288 to 2606 and encodes 772 amino acids. The transcript is spliced from 13 exons. Gene Ontology annotation, molecular function: monoatomic ion channel activity. The record is from RefSeq and is a predicted model, not a curated record. Gene Ontology annotation, cellular component: membrane. Gene Ontology annotation, biological process: transmembrane transport; monoatomic ion transport.